AUGGGUUCUGGUGUAUCAAAGAAUUCAAGAAAUCCUAAUGUAGUACCUUGGCAACCUCAAAUGGACACGGCUGUGGACAGACCGCCGACAUCUGAUUUGAAGCCCGAAGUUGUUCAACACCGGUCCGUACAGGAUCACGGCCAUACGUCAAGUGUAAACAAGGAGCACAAGAACGAAGAACGAAGUGAGAUGAUUUCACUGGAUGAGUGGGAAGUCUUACUUAAAUACACGCACAGCUUCCCAGAGCUACAAGAUGACCUUCUAACGAUGUUAACCCCUCUACAAGAUUUGAGAAAAGUCGUAGACGACAAAUCCAAGGGAAAUAUAAUUCAAUAUUCCAAGCUCGUUGAAUUGCAAAACAAAAGCUACACCAUAACUAUGUCAGCAGGGACGAACGACUCAGAAAAAUACAACACACUUAUGGAGUUUAUAAUUGAAGUCGAAGGAGCAACAGUGCUGCAUAGCUUCGUGAAAAACUGUUUCAAAGAUUACUAUACUGAUGGAACAGACGACGAGUUGGAAACAAGUGACCAAGAGGACACUUUCACUUGCUUUUACAGCCUUUCACUCGCACUGUCAACAAUACUAAACUUUGCUGAUUUCCACGAUGGGUUUUGCUUGGCGAGCGCUCAAGAUGGAGUUGUACUAACUUGCAUGGAGAAUAUCAAGAGGAUCGAUCAAGAAAAUGAUGACUGGCAAAGCGAAGAUGAAGAAUCUGAAACAUUUCAAAUACUAGACGCGUGCAUCGGCAUUUUGCACAACAUUUCUCGCCGACUGAGAGAUCGCCAAUGGUUUGCUAACAGUGACGAGACUUUACUUUAUUUUGCAAAGGUUAAAGUGGCAAGUAUUGCUGCCUCGGCCUUGUUGUGCCUGGCGUACCUUGUUAAUGAAGAAACUAAUCAUCUAAUCUCCGCCGAAAAAGACUUGCUUCGCUUCAUUAUAACAAUGUUAGACGAAGCUUGGAAGGCAGAAGACCGCCGAAGCAACGGAUUCUCCGCUAAGGAACUUGCAGAAGGACUCAGUCAUUUGGCUGUUAACGACAACAAUAAGCAAAUUCUUGGAUGCGAAGGGGCAAUAAGAGUCUUAACGUCAACACUAAAGACCUCAAGCGACGACGAGGAACGAGCGAGUGCCGCCAAGGCAUUGUGGAUGCUGGCUUUCGACGACUCUAACAAGGAUAUCAUUCGAGAGGGAAACGGAACCGUGGACAUCUUACGCACAUUACACCACAGUCAAAACGCUGAAGUGCAAAAGGUAGCCGCUGGAGCAUUGUGGGAGAUUGAAGGAAAGACAGCAAGAGACAAAGCCGACAAGACAAAAGAGGGGUCUGGAAACCACGUGAUGAUUAGCUACCAAUGGGAUGCUCAGGAUGUCUUGGUCCAAGUCAAAAAUCAACUUCAGGCUAAUGGAUACAGAGUAUGGAUGGAUCUGGAGCAAAUGGGUGGGUCCACACUGGAAACAAUGGCCAAAGCUGUCGAGAACGCCGCUGUUGUUCUGAUCUGCGUGUCACAAAGGUACAAAGAGAGUCCCAACUGUCGUUCAGAGGCCGAGUACGCCUACCAGUUAAGAAAAGACAUCAUUCCUUUGAUGAUGCAGAAAAAUUACAAAGCGGAUGGCUGGCUAGGAAUGCUGUUGGGAACGAAAAUGUGGAUUGACUUUCAGAGUAAGCAUACUAUUGAUUCUGGGGUGACAAAACUGGUCAAAGAAUUAGCAGGAAGAGGAAAAGAUGUGGAUCACACAGACGGUCCCCUAGAGGCGGUGAUUCGAACAACUGAGGCUACGACUCUAACAAAACAGCCCUCUGGUCCAGAUGUAGCCGGAUGGACAAAUGAGGACGUGAAAAAAUGGCUGAAGAAAAUUGGAUUGGCACAGGUGUGUGACAGAGACAUGGUUGAAUUCACAGGACAAACAUUGAUUGAACUUCAAGACCUCCGAGGAGAAUGCCCAGAUUAUUUUUACAAGUGUCUUGAGCACACACUCCAGCUUAAAAACAUGUUUCAUGUACUCAAGUUCAGAAAGGAGUUAGACAAACUGCUAGGAAAUUAAUUACGAUUAGCGAAAUAUGCAAUUCUUCUCGUUCGCCUAGUUAAGGAUCAGUUGCGUGAUGUGUGUCACACAAUUCUGUAAAUUGAAGAGCGGAGCUCGUGUGUGACCAUGUAGUUUUGGACUGUAAAGAAGACUCGUUCCCCAAACGGUCACGUUUUCACAUGAGACAAAACUGAGACAACCUGACACAAUGUGCCCAAGAAUAGAUUCUUGGGAUACUGAUAUUGAUCCUUCUUGGGAUCAAUAUCAGUAUCUGGGCAACUGCCCACCUACCCCUCCCCUAACCCAACAUUAACCCUAACUUGUUAUCAAUUGACUGUUGUUGAGUUAGGGGAGGGGUAGGUAGGCAGUUGCCCAGAUACUAAUAUUGAUCCGAUUCUUGUUUAUAUUUUACAAUUCGCUGUCAGUCAGUUCGUCAAGGACGUAAAUCCAAAUGGAAUAAGCUCAUUGACGCUAUAGCAGCAGCAUUCGAGUAAGAGCUUAAAUAUGAACUAAAUACUAGAGAUAAAUGCGUCAUACUUACAUUUCUAAUUGAACAAUUUGCUAGUUUCUGUACAGCCAUGUAUAGAUUUACCAGCCAUGUAUUUUUUUUAAAAUCAAGUUGGUUAUAAAUCAUACAGUUCCAGUUCUUAUCAUAUCAUUGUUGAGCUCAUUUGUUGACUGCCAUUAGCACUGAAGGGUUUUCUGAGGUUUAAAAAAAUACCUCCGAGGUUUAAAAAGCCUACGAAGGUUCUAAGUCACAAUAAAUUAUCGAGCAAUCGAGAUGGCAUUGAACAUACUCCAAGGUUUUGUUUAAGAUCUAGUGUAAAGAUGAAUAUUGGUAGGCUGAAUGCAAUUCCAUAUUGAAAAAAGGGAAGGUAGAGAGGGUUAAGUAGAAAAACAGCCAGGUGCUUAAAUGAAAUUGGUUGUUUUAAAGAGUUUAGUAUAAAGUUUUAACCUUUUAGGCCCUCCAUUAAUAUGGAAAUUCUCCAAACUAUUUUUUAUAUAUUUUCUAAGGUACUGACAAGGAGACACGAACUCUUUAGGUAAAGAUAUUAGCAGUCGUAGUUGUAGGCUCCUUGGAAGUGUACUUUUUACUGAUGAUAAGU
Molecule: messenger RNA, 3134 nt
Organism: Pocillopora verrucosa
Lineage: Eukaryota; Metazoa; Cnidaria; Anthozoa; Scleractinia; Pocilloporidae
Biological process (GO): signal transduction
Molecular function (GO): protein binding
Source: RefSeq, a predicted model, not a curated record